Yamadazyma tenuis ATCC 10573 is the source of this 291-nucleotide messenger RNA. RefSeq lists its product as uncharacterized. Gene Ontology annotation, cellular component: cytosol; microtubule cytoskeleton. Lineage: Eukaryota; Fungi; Ascomycota; Pichiomycetes; Serinales; Debaryomycetaceae. Gene Ontology annotation, molecular function: beta-tubulin binding. Gene Ontology annotation, biological process: post-chaperonin tubulin folding pathway; tubulin complex assembly. The record is from RefSeq and is a predicted model, not a curated record.
AUGGCACCUACUCCAUUGGAAAUCAAAGUCAACGCUUUGAAAAGACUCAUAAAGGAAGAAUCCUUGUAUAAUCAAGAAACUGCCGAACAGGCGAGCCUUGUGGAUCAGAUGAGAACAAACAAUGCAGAUCCUUAUGAAUUGAAGAAACAAGUUGAGGUAUUGAACGAAAGCAAAAGAAUGGUUGUUGAAUUGACCAAGAAAAUCGAUUCUCACAGCAAAUCAUUGGCUGAGUUCUUAAAGGGAUACAGUGGAGACGAAGACUUGACGUUGGCUAGUUCAUUAUUAAAAUAA